This is a messenger RNA of Gymnodraco acuticeps, 994 nucleotides long. Its product is annotated as potassium voltage-gated channel subfamily C member 1-like. Lineage: Eukaryota; Metazoa; Chordata; Actinopteri; Perciformes; Bathydraconidae. Gene Ontology annotation, cellular component: neuronal cell body membrane; dendrite membrane; voltage-gated potassium channel complex. Gene Ontology annotation, molecular function: delayed rectifier potassium channel activity. The record is from RefSeq and is a predicted model, not a curated record. Gene Ontology annotation, biological process: potassium ion transmembrane transport.
UAUGUGGCGUUUGGCUCGCUCUUCUUCAUCCUCCUCUCCAUCUCCACCUUCUGCCUGGAGACCCACGAAGUCUUCAACACCAUCUACAACAAAACAGAGAACGUCACAGUUGGCAACGUGACAACAGAGGAGAUAGUGUAUGAGGUCGUUACAGAUGGCUGGCUGACAUACGUGGAGGGCAUCUGCGUCAUGUGGUUCACCCUUGAGGUAAUGGCGCGAGUCGUCUUCUGCCCCGACAAGGCGGAGUUCUUCCGCAGCGCCCUUAACAUCAUUGACUUUGUGGCCAUCGUGCCCUUCUACCUGGAGGUGGCGCUGAGCGGCCUCUCUUCCAAAACAGCCAAAGACGUGCUGAGCUUCCUGCGCGUGGUGCGCUUUGUCCGUAUCCUGCGUAUCUUCAAGCUGACCCGCCACUUUGUUGGUUUGCGGGUUCUGGGCCACACUCUGCGGGCGAGCACCAACGAGUUCCUGCUGCUAAUUAUCUUCCUGGCGCUGGGCGUCCUCAUCUUUGCAACCAUGAUCUACUAUGCUGAAAGAAUUGGCGCCGAUCCAGCCGAUCCGACGGCAGCGGCCCACACUGCCUUCAAGAACAUCCCCAUCGGGUUCUGGUGGGCUGUGGUGACCAUGACCACGCUGGGCUACGGGGACAUGUACCCUGAGACCUGGUCUGGAAUGCUGGUGGGGGCCCUCUGCGCCUUGGCCGGUGUGCUGACCAUCGCCAUGCCUGUGCCUGUCAUCGUCAACAACUUCGGCAUGUACUACUCCCUGGCCAUGGCCAAGCAGAAGCUCCCCAAGAAGAGGAACAAACACAUCCCUCGAGCGCCCCAGCCCGGCAGCCCCAACUACUGCAAGCCAGAUGCCCUUGCAAUGGCAACCGCCUCGCCGCACAGGCUGAUGGGAAAUGUGAUCGGGCCGGGCAUGGUGGGAUCCGGCAGCAUGAUGGGAACUGGAGACUGCCCAUUGGCACAGGAGGAGAUCAUCGAGAUCAACAGGGCAG